Messenger RNA from Gadus morhua (Atlantic cod), 1597 nucleotides. Its product is annotated as DNA polymerase III PolC-type-like. Bases 712 to 1299 code for a protein of 195 amino acids. The transcript is spliced from 3 exons. Gene Ontology annotation, cellular component: cytoplasm. The record is from RefSeq and is a predicted model, not a curated record. Gene Ontology annotation, biological process: DNA catabolic process. Lineage: Eukaryota; Metazoa; Chordata; Actinopteri; Gadiformes; Gadidae. Gene Ontology annotation, molecular function: nucleic acid binding; 3'-5'-DNA exonuclease activity.
CAGUUUCAUUUUCAAUACAUGUUGGCUGAGGCCAACAAUAUUUGCUUUGACUAGGACUCUCUGACUUUAAGGAUUGGGUCAAACCGGCACUAUAACUUGUUCAUGGAAAUAAAUAUUGCUUCUUCGGUCUAAUCUAAAUUCGUAAUGUCCCUUACAAACAGGAAACAUUAAUUUAUUUUAUUAUAUCGUUAUGGUUAAACAAAAAGGAACUCCUGAGAGAACAGAUUCUGCGAGCAGCUGAAAGGCAGCUGAAUGGAGAUCGACAUCGGUGGUUUUGGGUGAUUUCGGUCCAACAUGUCACCAGGGUCCCCAGCCUCUUGUGCCGCGUCAUGACGCAGCACAAUCGGUUUACAAAUACUUUCAAUUAUACGUCGAAGAUUAGCAUUUUUUUAUUCUGUUUUCGUUGAAUUUAGAUGCUAAAUUCCAAAGGCUAUCUGAUUAGGCCUACUUGUAUUCUCUUACGUCAUGCUCAUGAAUACAAUGACCCUGACGGCCUAUGCAAACGAACAGUUGAGAAACGUCUACCUGCUCCGACCAGAGUCAUGUGUGCGCGCAAACGCAGGAACGCAUCCGCUACACUGCGAGAAAUCCACGUUUGGUUUCUGUUGAACAAAAAUGAAAGUCUAGCUAUCCCUUCAUUAGAAAAGGAUCGGCCCUCCGUUCAGAGUUUUAUUCCGAAACAGCUUCACGGGAUCACUGCCUAUUUUCGAUAUGCAGUCCAUCAAGACGUCUGGGGGUAAAACAGUGGUCUUCUUUGACCUGGAGACCACGGGAUUAGAAACCUGGCGGUGUGAGAUCAUCCAGCUGGCAGCCAUCAGCGGCGAGCGCACCUUCAACGUGUACACGAUGCCCGAGAUCGCCAUCGACAGAGGGGCCGCGGAGGUCACGGGCUUCAGCGUCCGAGAUGGCGCCCUCCUCCUGCAGGGUACAGCCGUGCCGACCGUCACGUUGACCGAGGUCCUGACCUCCUUCCUUGACUUCCUGCAGUCCUUAGAGCAGCCCGUGCUGCUGGCCGCACACGGCGCCAGAUGCUUUGACAAACCUGUACUGGACAGAGCACUGCUCAGGUGUUCCCUCACCAGGCAGUUCCAGCAGCUGGGCUCCAGAUACUUGGACACCUUCCUACUCAGUAAGGCGCUCUAUCCAAGGAUAGAUAGCUAUUCACAGGUGAACCUGGUGCGGCACUUCCUGGGGAAAAUCUACAAUGCCCAUAAUGCAUUGGAGGAUGUUAGGGCUCUGCAGGAGCUGUACAGUUGUUGGGAUCCCAGUGAAGGGACUUUGAAUCGGUGUAUGUUAUAGCAACCAAGAAAUGCAAGCGACUUACAUUUACAUUUAGGGCAUUUAGCAGACGCUUUUCUCCAAAAAGACUUACAUUAUGUACAUUUUUCAUAAGAAAAUGAAGCAAUAUAUCUCUGUCUGUACAAUAAGGAGUUAACAAAGGAGUAUUUAACGACUUACUGAAAACUGCAAUGUUGCAACUCGGUUUAUUUGAUUACUAUUCAAUUUUCUUUCUGCUUUAAUUGGUUUUGUGGUUUAAAAUUAUGUAACUGGUGUUCCCAUUGGUAUUUUGGUUUAAUAAACUCAAUCUCAAAACCAA